Molecule: messenger RNA, 701 nt
Organism: Triticum aestivum (bread wheat)
Lineage: Eukaryota; Viridiplantae; Streptophyta; Magnoliopsida; Poales; Poaceae
Exons: 2
Coding region: 17-499 (160 amino acids)
Source: RefSeq, a predicted model, not a curated record
CCGAUGCUCGACACCGAUGCUCCCCUAUGGUCGCGGACGACUACAAGACCCCGUCCCCAACCCCUCUGCGAACCCUAGCUCCCUCCCUUUCCACCUCGCGCCCCACGCUCUCUCUCUCCCCCCCUCGAGUUCGUCCGCCGGACACAUCGCCGUCGACCCGCGGCCAUCGUCGCUUCCCAGCCCCGCCACGGCAUCCAGAGGCCUAGCCGCGCUCGUCCAUGCAGUACGCACUCACCAGCGCGAGCCACGGGGGCCCGUGCAACCGGAUCAGCCAUCAUCUCCACCACAGCCGCCGCGACCAUCACUGUCGAUCUCCACCACUGGCGCCUCCCUGACCUUCCCCGAGCUCGCCUACGUCCUCCCCGGCCCUGAGACCGCUGCCGAUACCCCCGUGAUCGACUACAUCGACAACGACCCCUCCCUCUUGCCAGAACAACUAGGCAAACCCCCCUUGAUCAACCCGAUAUCGCAUAUUCCUUCUCUCUACUGCUUGCAAUAGAGUAAUGUAGCAUGUUACUGCUUUCGGUUAAUCCUAUUCUGCUGCAUAGCCUAUCAUUGUUGCUACAAUUGCUGAUACCUUUACCUGAAAUCCUACAUGCCUAGUAUAGGUUGCUAGUUUAUCAUCAGUGGCCCUACAUUCUUGUCCGUCCGCUAUGCUAUAUUAUCGGGCCGUGAUCACUCGGGAGGUGAUAACUGGUAUA